This is a messenger RNA of Macrosiphum euphorbiae (potato aphid), 1014 nucleotides long. The record is from the annotation of a GenBank genome assembly. NCBI's taxonomy places the organism in Eukaryota, Metazoa, Arthropoda, Insecta, Hemiptera, Aphididae.
AUGGGAUCUACCCAGAGGCCGGUUUAUAGCGGUCAGUUUUGCCAUGAUAACAAGGGUAUUUUGGAAACCAGUGUUCCGAUACAUAAUUGUCUCAUUACUGACUGGGAUGCUAUGGAAGAGGUUUGGUUUCAUAUGUUCUACGAACAGCUGUCGAUACCACCGGAAAAUUAUGCAAUUUUAAUGUCGGAGCCGGUUCACAAUCCAAUUCCGUUGCGUGAAAAACUUUAUGAGAUCAUGUUCGAAGUGUUCAACGUGCCCAAGAUGUCGUUGGUGAACAAGGCGACACUUGCUCUGUACAGCAUCGGCAAGACCACUGGCAUGGUGGUCGAUUCCGGGUACCAGAGCACACAUAUCGUUCCCAUUUACGAAGGAUUUCCGAUUUCGCACGCCUUGCGAAGUAUGCCGGUCGGCGGAUGGCACUUGACUCAGUUUCUCAAGAAAAUGAUUAACGGGCGUGGUUAUAGCUUGACCACGAUGAAAGACUUUGAAAGAAUUAAAUACAUGAAAGAAACGUUUUGCUACAGUGCUGUAGACUUUGAAAAGGAAAUGGCGAAUUUUGGCAAGGACAAGGAACAGAUAUACAAGUUGCCAGACGGGAUGAUUGUCAACAUCAACAAUGAAGCCAUCCGAUGCCCCGAAGCGCUGUUCGAUCCCUCUUUGAUCGGGCACAUCGACGGGCCCGUCGUGGACGGCAUCCACAGCCAGGUCCAAGCGUCGAUCGGCGAUUGCAACCGCAACGAGUGCAAAGACAUGUACGAGAACAUCUUGGUGGCCGGCGGCAACACGCUUUUCCAGGGGUUUCCCGAACGGCUGAAGACGAUGAUCCAAGGGGUCUCGUGCAACGCGAAUGUCGGGAUCUCCGCGCUGCCCGAGCGCGAGUAUUCCACGUGGAUCGGAGGCUCCGUGAUUGCGUCGUCGUCGUACUUCCAUCGGGUGUGCAUCGAGAGGUCCGAUUACGACGAGCAGGGCUCGAAGCUGGUGCGAGCGAGGAACAUCCGAAACAUACAAGAGUGA